CAUAAAGACAUCAAGGAGCCUCCACAUCAUGUGCCACAUUCCAGUCUUCUGUUGGAUUUCUGCAACAGUCCUUGAACACAUGCUGGAACAUAAGAGAGAAGAGAUGCCCAAGACUCUGACUGAGAUGUACACACACCUUGUGGUGUUUCAUACCAAACAGAAGAAUGAAAAGUAUCUUGGGAAAGAAGAGACAGAUCCACACUGGAAUAAAGAGAGCAUUCUGUCACUGGGAAAACUGGCUUUUCAACAGCUUGUGAAGGGCAAUCUGAUUUUCUAUGAAGAAGACCUGAAAGAGGCUGGCAUUGAUGUCAAUGAAGCCUCAGUGUACUCAGGAUUGUGCACACAGCUCUUUAAAGAGGAACGUGGGCUGUACCAGGACAAGGUGUACUGCUUUGUGCAUCUGAGCAUUCAGGAGUUUCUGGCUGCUGUAUAUGUGUUCCUCUCAUUCAUCAACAACAAUGAGAAUGUAAUGGACAAACUGAGAACAACGUCCAGGAACUAUUCUGUGAGGAUCAAACAAAGGCGUAAAGUUACUUUCUACAAGAGUGCUGUGGAUAAAGCCUUACAAAGUGAGACGGGAAACCUGGACCUUUUCCUCCGCUUCCUUCUGGGCCUCUCACUGGAGUCCAAUCAGAAGCACUUACGAGGUCUACUGACAAAGACAAGAAGCAGCUCACAGAGCCAUGAAGAAACAGUCAAGUACAUCAAGAAGAAGAUCGGGGAGGAUCUCUCUCCAGAGAGGAGCAUCAAUCUGUUCCACUGUCUGAAUGAACUGAAUGACCAUUCUCUAGUGGAGGAGAUCCAAAGCUACCUGAGAUCAGGAAGUCUCUCAAAACCCAACCUGUCACCUGCACAGUGGUCAGCUCUGGUCUUUGUGUUGCUGACUUCAGAAAAGGAGCUGGAUGUGUUUGACCUGAAGAAAUACUCCAGAUCAGAGGAAGGUCUUCUGAGGCUGCUGCCAGUGGUCAAAGCCUCCAGAGCUGUUCUGCUGUCAGGCUGUGGAGUCACAGAGGAAGGCUGUGCUUCUCUGGUCUCAGCUCUGAGGUCAAACCCCUCACACCUGAGAGAGCUGGACCUGAGUAACAAUGACCUGAAGGAUUCAGGAGUGAAGCUGCUCUCUGCUGGACUGGAAAAUCCCCACUGUAAACUGGAGACUCUGAGGCUGUCAGGCUGUGGAGUCACAGAGGAAGGCUGUGCUUCUCUGGUCUCAGCUCUGAGGUCAAACCCCUCACACCUGAGAGAGCUGGAUCUGAGUAACAAUGACCUGAAGGAUUCAGGAGUGAAGCUGUUCUCUGCUGGACUGGGGAAUCCCCACUGUAAACUGGAGACUCUGAGGCUGUCAGGCUGUCUAGUCACAGAGGAAGGCUGUGCUUCUCUGGUCUCAGCUCUGAGGUCAAACCCCACACACCUGAGAGAGCUGGACCUGAGCUACAAUCACCCAGGAGACUCAGGAGUCAGACUGCUCUCUGCUGGACUGGAGGAUCCACACUGCAGACUGGAGAAACUCAAUGUGGAACAUGGUGGAGAGAACAGAAUGAAACCUGGGCUUAGAAAAUAUGUCUGUGAUCUCACACUGGACCUAAACACAGUAAACAGACUCCUCUCUCUGUCUGAGGAGAACAGAAAGGUGACAUGUAGGAGAGGAGCAGCCAUAUCAUGAUCACCCAGAGAGAUUUGAGGACUGUAGACAGGUGCUGUGUAGAGAGGGUCUUACUGGGUGCUGUUACUGGGAGGUAGAGUGGAGUGGGAGAGGGGCUGUUAUAGGAGUGACAUAUAAAGGAAUCAGCAGGAGAGGAAGGGUUGAUGACUGUAGGCUUGAGAAAAUGACAAGUCCUGGAGUCUGUUCUGCUCUGACAACAGUUACACUGCCAGGCACAAUAAUAAACCCACUCUCAUAGACCCCUCUUCCAGCUCCCACAGAGUAGGAGUGUAUCUGGACUGGUCAGCCGGCACUCUGUCCU
Molecule: messenger RNA, 1961 nt
Organism: Oncorhynchus keta (chum salmon)
Lineage: Eukaryota; Metazoa; Chordata; Actinopteri; Salmoniformes; Salmonidae
Product: NACHT, LRR and PYD domains-containing protein 12-like
Exons: 6
Coding region: 29-1660 (543 amino acids)
Molecular function (GO): protein binding
Source: RefSeq, a predicted model, not a curated record